GUCAUCUUCAGAGUCAAAUGAGGAGUAAGGGGCCGUUUAUAUGGUCUCGGGUACUAUGGUUACCCUACUGCCCGAGACAAAGUUGUCUAGCGUUUACAUGAGAGAUUGCACGCUCUCUUUUUAACUCGUUCCCAGUUCACUCUACACUCAACAAAAUCCAAGAUGGAUAACGCAGAAAUUGUAUUUUCUAUAUGCCCCAUAAUUUUGAAUAUAGUGUCGGUUCUUUCCAUGUUAGACGCAUGUAUUACAUUGCUUACUGUGCACCAGCAAAUGCAGCAAGAUAUUCUCCUGUGCUUGGGCACAGCUAAGGAAAAUCCUCAUGUUUUGAAAGCAAAACGAAAAAUUACAAGUCGACGAGGAAGAUUUCGUUCAUGCUGGCAGAAGCCCGGUAGGACAGAGCGAUGGUGGAGUAAUCUCUGGCUCGGUGAACUUGAUCUCCAGGAGUGGAACUUGAAUCUUCGCAUGAGCAAAGACGAUUUCAUGAAAUUGGUUCAAGAACUCGAACCUUUUAUUAAACCAAAUUUUGCAACUCCUAAUUGGACAUCAGUUUCAGUCGAAAAAAAAGUAGCAUUAACUUUAUAUUUUCUUAAAGAUGCUGGCUCUAUUCGAAUGACUGCAAACUCCUUUGGAGUUGCUACACCAACUGUCUCCAAAACUGUCAACGAAGUCUGUCGAGCAAUCAGCAAAUAUCUUGAUCCCAAGUACAUCAAGUUACCGCAAUCUUCUGAAGAAAUGAGAGAAUUAAUCAUAAGGUUUGAAUCAAAGCAUGGUUUCCCUCAAGCCUUUGGAUGCAUAGACGGCACCCACAUUGCUAUCCAACAACCAUUAGAGAACUCUCACGAUUAUUUUUCUUACAAGAUGAAAUAUACCUUGAACAUCCAAGCAGUUUGUGACUAUAGAGGGUUAUUCCUUGACGUUGACUGCCGAUGGCCAGGGAGUGUGCACUAGAGUUUUUAGUAACUCUAAAAUAAACAAAAUGCUGAGAGAAAACAAGUUGCCUAGUGUUUAUCGGAAUUUAGUUCCAGGCCACGACAAGGUAUCAUCUCUGCUUCUUGCGGACCCAGCUUAUCCAUUACUGCCAUAUUGCAUGACUGAGUUUGAAUGUUGCAAGAGUAAUGAAGAAGUCAUUUUUAACAAUCUGUUGAGAUCCUCAAGGAAUCAGAUUGAGUGUGCCUUUGGACGAUUGAAAGCUAGAUGGCAAAAACUUAACACUGUACUAAACCUGAAGAAUGAAAAUGUUCCUUAUAUGAUAUAUGCAUGUUUUGUUUUACAUAACUUUUGUCAAUUACACGGAAUUCACGACGAUGAUGAUGGUGUUUUGAAGCAAAUUAAAUAUGAUAGGGAAGUACAACCAGAUAUUCAGCAAGACUUGAUUUUCUCUUGUAAUACUGCUGAAGGAACAUCUACCAGAAAGACAAUAGUUGCUUUUCUAAAGGAACACAAUGAGCUCUAAUUUUUUACUUGAGUUUUAAUAGUGAAUAAAGC
Xenia sp. Carnegie-2017 is the source of this 1485-nucleotide messenger RNA. Its product is annotated as putative nuclease HARBI1. The record is from RefSeq and is a predicted model, not a curated record. The coding region runs from base 163 to 948 and encodes 261 amino acids. NCBI's taxonomy places the organism in Eukaryota, Metazoa, Cnidaria, Anthozoa, Malacalcyonacea, Xeniidae. The transcript has a single exon.